Camelina sativa (false flax) is the source of this 2638-nucleotide messenger RNA. NCBI's taxonomy places the organism in Eukaryota, Viridiplantae, Streptophyta, Magnoliopsida, Brassicales, Brassicaceae. The record is from RefSeq and is a predicted model, not a curated record.
AAUAGGAAAGACUUGGCCUUCUUUUAUGUCUCAUACUCGAUCUUUUGGGCACUAUCCAAAAUAGUUCCACUUGCCAACAUUUAUUAGAAAACAAAUCCUACUAUAAACAAAACACAGAACAUAGAAUUAACAAUGGUAUAAGAGAAUUAGUGAAAAUAUUAAAUCAAUUAAAUAUAUAUGAAAGCUUUUGACUAUUUGCCUUGGUCAACGAUGGUUUUGACAAGAUCACACUUCUCUAUGGGUGACUAUUUUGCCUUGGUCACCUCUGGUAUUGACAAGAAGUUCUCUAUUUCUCUUCUUCUUCUUCGUCUUCUCUGUAUUGUUCUUCUUCUCGAUAUGAUAGAUAAGGAAAUGAGAUCCAAAGCCAAGGGUCUUCUGAGACCAUUAAUCACGAAACGUAUACAACCUCUGAGUUCUUACAUGCAUCUCUUCCUCCUCUGUGUUCUUUUCCUAUCUGCCCUCUUUCUUACACCUUCGGAAGCUGUCUGUAACUUGCAAGAUCGAGAAUCUCUCCUGUGGUUUUCCGGCAAUGUUUCUUCUUAUAUUUCUCCUUUGAACUGGAGUUUGUCCACUGAUUGUUGCUCCUGGGAGGGAAUUACCUGUGAUGAUUCAUCAGAUAGUCACGUCACUACGAUUUCCUUGCCCUUUAGAGGACUCUCUGGGAUUCUCACUUCGUCUGUUCAGAAACUUCACCGUCUCUCUCGUCUCGAUCUUUCUUAUAACCAUCUCUCGGGUCCUCUCCCACAAGGUCUUUUCUCGACCCUUGAUCAGCUCAUGGUUCUUAAUCUUAGUUACAAUAGCUUUGAUGGUGAGUUGCCACUUGAACCAGCAUUUGGAAACGGAAGCAAUAGAUUCUUCUCAAUUCAGACACUUGAUCUGUCGAGCAAUCUUCUGCAGGGUGAAGUCCUCCACUAUAGUUCUGUUUAUCUUCAGGGCGCUAUCAAUUUGAUCAGUUUCAAUGUUAGCAACAACAGCUUCACAGGUCCAAUCCCUUCUUUCAUGUGCACGAGUUCACCGCAGCUCAGCAAACUGGACUUCUCCUAUAAUGAUUUCAACGGCCAUAUCUCCCAAGGAUUAGGCAGAUGCUCGAGGCUAAAAGUUCUACGAGCAGGCUUCAACAAUCUCUCUGGUGAAAUCCCAAGUGACAUUUACAAUCUUUUCGAGCUCGAGCAACUCUUUCUACCAGUCAAUCGUCUUUCUGGAAAGAUCGACAAACAUAUCACCCUGCUCAGGAAACUUACCACGCUUGAACUUUACUUCAAUCACCUGGAAGGAGAAAUAGCAGUUGGUAUAGGCAACCUCUCCAGCCUGCACAGCCUCCAACUCCAUAUAAAUAACCUCACCGGUUCAAUCCCGCUUUCUCUUGCAAAUUGCACCAAUCUCGUCAAGUUGAACUUGAGGAUCAAUAGGCUGGGAGGAAGCUUAACAGAGCUCGAGUUUUCCCAAUUGAAGAAUCUUAAGGUUCUAGAUCUUGGAAACAAUAGCUUCACUGGUGAUUUCCCUGAUAAGGUUUUCUCAUGCAAAUCGCUCACAGCAAUCAGAUUUGCAGGCAAUAAGUUAACGGGACAGAUAUCUCCUCGAGUACUGAGACUUGAGUCCCUGUCGUUCAUGGGUUUAUCAGACAAUAAACUAAGUAACAUUACAGGGGCUCUCAGCAUUCUACAGGGCUGCAGAAAGUUGUCCACUCUAAUCAUGGCAAAGAAUUUUUACGACGAAACAGUUCCAAGCAAACAAGACUUUCUUGCACCAGACGGAUUCCCCAAACUCCGAAUAUUUGGUUUAGGUGGAUGCAGAUUGAAAGGUAAAAUACCAGCUUGGCUGAUCAAUCUCAAGAAGGUAGAAAUUAUAGAUCUGUCAUUGAACCGAUUCGUAGGUUCAAUUCCUGGUUGGCUAGGAACUCUUCCAGAGCUUUUCUACUUGGAUCUUUCCGAUAACCUUCUUAUAGGAGAGCUGCCAAAGGAGAUCUUUCAACUAAAGGCUCUGAUGUCCCAAAAGACGUACGACGCAACAGAAAAGAACUAUCUAGAGCUGCCUGUUUUUCUCAAUCCCAAUAACGUUACCACCAACCAGCAAUACAAUCAGCUGUCCAGUCUCCCACCUACGAUUUUCAUCAGAAGGAAUCUUCUGACCGGGAGUAUACCAGUCGAGGUUGGUCAGUUAAAGGGUCUUCAUAUCCUCGAGCUUCAAAGUAACAGUUUAUCUGGCAGCAUCCCAGAUGAACUGUGGAACCUCACCAACUUAGAGAGGCUGGACUUAUCCAACAACAAACUAUCCGGUAGAAUCCCUUGGUCGCUCACAGGACUCCAUUUCAUGUCCUAUUUCAAUGUGGCGAACAACAGUCUAGAAGGGGCAAUACCAACAGGAAGUCAGUUUGAUACUUUUCGAAAAGCAUAUUUUGAAGGAAACCCUUUGUUGUGCGGUGGUGUACUGCUGACUUCCUGCACACCUCCUGCUACACCUACAACCACGGUAAAGGAUGAUGGGUCAGACAAAACAUUUCUUAUGGGGAUUGCCAGUGGAUACUUUUUAAGCUUUAUUUCGACUUUAGUGGUGCGUGCCUGGCGGAUGUAAUGCAAUCAUAUAUGUGCAGCGAGUCACUUAAAAGACGUUUUGUCGUUUCAUUUCAUUUUUCCAUGGA